Messenger RNA from Annulohypoxylon maeteangense, 3195 nucleotides. RefSeq lists its product as uncharacterized. NCBI's taxonomy places the organism in Eukaryota, Fungi, Ascomycota, Sordariomycetes, Xylariales, Hypoxylaceae. Gene Ontology annotation, molecular function: mannose-ethanolamine phosphotransferase activity. Bases 1 to 3195 code for a protein of 1064 amino acids. The transcript has a single exon. Gene Ontology annotation, cellular component: endoplasmic reticulum membrane. The record is from RefSeq and is a predicted model, not a curated record. Gene Ontology annotation, biological process: GPI anchor biosynthetic process.
AUGCCCUCCCGGAAUACCCGACCAAAUCCUCCCACUACCGAAUACCAGGCUAUCGCAGAAGAAUGGGCCCGCGCAAGACAAUUACAAGAGCUUGGGAAUACUGCAAGCACCACAGGGGACGAUAAUGGCCCUUCGAUAGACAAAUCUCAGCAAGCGGCUCUUGAAGCUCGUCGAAAAAAAGCUUUUGAGCGUCGAUGUUUUUGGACUCUAGGGUUUUGGGUCUGGCUGUUGUGUAUACACAUUGUUGGCAUAUUGCUCUUUACUAGCGGUUUCCUCUUGACCAGGCUGGUUCUGGACGAACGAUCAGAGUGCGAUAACCCACCCAUUGAGCCUUUACUGGAAUGGAAAGGGAAAGGCUCUGUAGAGGGUGGCUGCUGGCAUCCUAAGACCUUUAACAAGGCUGUUGUGGUUCUGGUAGAUGCUUUACGAUAUGAUUUCACAGUUCCAGUUGGGGACGAGGACAACGCAGCUGUGUAUCAUAAUGCGCUCCCCUAUCUCUACGAGACUUCGGUCCAAUCGCCAGGAAACGCGUUUCUGCGACCAUUCAUUGCAGAUCCUCCAACCACUACUCUUCAAAGGCUGAAAGGCCUAACGACCGGAACUUUACCCACAUUCGUUGAUAUGGGAUCUAAUUUUGCUGGGACGGCUAUAGAAGAGGACAAUCUACUAAUGCAAUGGAAGGACCAAGGAAAGCGAAUCGUUCAUUUAGGGGACGACACCUGGACUGCUCUAUUCCCCGGAUACUUCCAACCAAAUAUCAGCAGAGCCUAUGACAGCCUUAAUGUCUGGGAUCUCCACACAGUGGAUAAUGGCGUGAUAGACCACAUAUUCCCAUUGCUGAAAUCCGAUAAAACGCAGCAAUGGGACAUUCUCAUAGGACAUCUUCUUGGUGUGGAUCAUGCCGGCCAUCGAUAUGGACCUAGCCAUGCCGCUAUGACUGCCAAGCUUCAGCAGAUGAAUAAUUUCAUCCAAGAUCUUGUAAAAGAGAUCGAUGACGAGACGCUAUUGGUUGUCAUGGGCGACCAUGGCAUGGAUAGCAAGGGUGAUCAUGGUGGUGAAAGCGACGAUGAAGUUGAGGCGGCUUUAUGGAUGUACUCGAAAAAGCCAGUUUUCGGCCGCACCCAACCGGAGUUUAAGACGCCGCCAGCGACGGCUAAAAUUCGACCAGUAAAUCAAAUCGAUUUGGUUCCAACCUUGGCUCUUCUGUUAGGUAUUCCUAUACCAUACAACAAUCUUGGUCGGCCUAUUGAGGAAGCCUUUGCUGGCCUUAAGGGGAAUGCUUGGGACUUUCUGGCUGCUGCUUCUAGUGUAACAUCCGCUGGAAUUAGGAGAUACCAAGCAUCCUACUAUAAGGCUCGAGGUAUUGAACAAAGCAUCCAACCUGGAUCUCCUGCAUCACUCUGGAGCAAAACCGAAGCAAUUAUCCAGUCAAGCGCCAAAUCCAAACCAUGGAAAGAGUUAUAUGAUGCCUAUACUGUUUACCAGGAAGGGACUUUGCGUCUGUGCAAAGAUCUCUGGGCCCGGUUUGAUAUCCCAAAGAUGGUGUUAGGCAUUGUGGUAAUGGCAUUUGGAGUGAUCACGUUAUUACUCUAUGUCUCGAGAGACGAAGAUGAAGACUUUGCAGUCUUAGAUGAUGCUGAGCUCGACUUCGCGGAGAAGAGCCUGGAGUUAUUAGGUUCAACGGAGCCAGAGGUUGCAUCUUACAAAAACCUGAGUAGGUCACUUGUCAAGUCGGGCUUCCUAGGUGGUGGGGUAAUAGGGGUUCUCAGUUUUGCGCUCGUUAAACUCACGGAAGCGGAUGAUUGGUUAUUGGCUAUUGCUGCGACUGCGAUCGGAAGCAUAAUUGCCGUGAUUGGUAUUCUACUUAAGAUCCGCGGGAUACAAAUCCUCAAUAUCCUACCGAAUACCUCCUGGGGGUGGCUGUCUGCCAUAUUCACCUUAAGCCAGUCUAUCGGAUUUGCUUCUAACUCGUACACGAUAUGGGAAGACUCGAUAUCGUUGUUCUUCCUUUCAACGUUUGGGGUUGUAAGCGCCAUCUCCGCGCUCCAACGACCCUCAAUCCGUGAACAAACUCUGGGUGUUUACCACUCCAUCUUAUUUGUCGUCCUUGGUCGACUAGCCUCCUUCUCAAAACUCUGCAGAGAUGAGCAAAUGCCUUACUGCACAUCGACAUACUAUGCCUCCGCCAACUCUUCCACAUCAGCUCCUUGGCAAUUGGUCAUACCUUUUGCCGUUUUCCUUAUUCUCCCGUCUAUAAUUAAAUCAUAUAUGAAGACCUCGCGAUCAUACGACGGUCUUGCGCCCAUUUGGAUAGGCUACGUUUUCCGAACCGGCCUCUUUCUCGCUGCUGUUUAUUGGACUCUUGAUGCCGCAGACAACGGAGGUUGGAUUACAUCACUUCCAGAGAAGGUGCUUAAAAGCAUCCACGUCUCUAUCGCUCAAAUAGUCCUUGCACUAUCCCUCAUAGCCGGCACCACAGCAUUCGUCUGGGCCCCUCCCUGCAUCUCCAUUCUCACGAGAUCACAAAACAUCCGCACGGUCCAGAUCAUCCUCGGGUACGGUAACGUGAACGGCGCCCGGUACCUGUUCCUCCCGAUAAACAUCGCAUGCGCCUGCAUUCUCCUCUCGAAACCCAUGGGCGGCGGCGCCAUCGCCAUCAUGCUCUGGCAGAUCCUCUCGCUGGCCGAGAUCCUCGACCUCAACGACCUAGCCGCGGAGACCGUCGGCCCCAUUACCCUCGCUGUGCUCGCCAACUUCCACUUCUUCAAGACGGGCCACCAAGCCGUCCUCGCCUCCAUCCAGUGGGACAGCGCCUUCGUCCCCCUCCUCACCAUCCGCUACCCCUGGAGCCCCCUCGCCGUCACCAUCAACACCUUCGCUGCGCAGAUACUCGCCGCUGCCGCCGUCCCCCUCCUUGUCUUGUGGAAGACGGGUCCCAAGCGCAAAGGCGUUCUCGAGACCUCUAGCCGCGCUCUCGCCGCCUUCGUCACGUAUUACGCCGUUGAGAGCUUGGCGACUAUGGCUUGGGCUGGUCAUCUAAGACGCCAUCUCAUGCUCUACCGCGUUUUUUGCCCGAGGUUCAUGAUGGCGGCUGCUAUGCUGCUCGUUGUUGACCUGGUGGCUAUUGUGGUUGCGAUUUUGGGCGUGCGGGCUAAUACUUUGGCUGUUGCUGAGGUGUUUGGGUUUGCGGAUUAG